Larimichthys crocea (large yellow croaker) is the source of this 2500-nucleotide messenger RNA. It is a transcript of the gene serinc1, whose product is annotated as serine incorporator 1. Lineage: Eukaryota; Metazoa; Chordata; Actinopteri; Sciaenidae. The record is from RefSeq and is a predicted model, not a curated record. Gene Ontology annotation, cellular component: membrane. Bases 120 to 1499 code for a protein of 459 amino acids. The transcript has 10 exons.
UCAGAAGCAGCACACCUCAUGUUAGCAGAGGAAGUGAGGGCAGGCAGGGCAUCAUCCAUCUUCUAAAGCAGCUGCAGCCAUCAGAGCAGAUCAGCACAAAGGAACAAACACAGACCAUCAUGGGAGCCGUUCUGGGACUGUGCUCCAUGGCGAGCUGGAUCCCGUGCCUGUGCGGCAGCGCCCCCUGCUUGCUGUGUCGAUGCUGCCCCAGUGGAAAUAAUUCCACAGUGACUCGUCUCAUCUACGCCUUCUUCCUGCUGCUGGGAGUGGGCAUCGCCUGUAUUAUGUUGAUGCCUGGAAUGGAGGGGCAGCUUAAGAAGAUUCCAGGUUUCUGUGAAGGAGGCAUGGGCUCGUCUAUUCCUGGUGUGGAGGGUCACAUCAACUGCGAUGUGCUAGUUGGUUACAAAGCAGUGUACCGUGUCUGCUUCGGCAUGGCCAUGUUCUUCCUGCUUUUCUCUCUGCUCAUGAUCAAAGUGAAGAGCAGCCAGGACCCUCGAGCUGCGCUCCACAACGGGUUUUGGUUCUUCAAGUUUGCAGCAGCUGUUGCCAUCACUAUUGGAUCAUUUUUCAUCUCAGAGGGUCCCUUCACUACCGUGUGGUUCUAUGUCGGCAUGGCUGGAGCUUUCUGCUUCAUCCUCAUCCAGCUGGUUUUACUCAUCGACUUUGCCCAUUCCUGGAAUGAAUCCUGGGUGGAGAAGAUGGAGGAAGGCAAUUCUCGCUGCUGGUAUGCAGCUCUGCUGUCGGUCACCACAAUGAACUACUUGUUGUCUCUGGUGUCUCUGGUCAUGUUCUACGUCUACUACACCCACUCUGAUGGAUGCACUGAAAACAAGGUCUUCAUCAGCAUCAACAUGCUCCUCUGCAUCGCUGCCUCCGUCUUGUCCAUCCUACCUCAGAUCCAGGAGUCCCAGCCCAGGUCUGGCCUGCUGCAGUCCUCCCUGGUUACCCUGUACACCAUGUACCUGACCUGGUCUGCCAUGACCAAUGAACCUGACAGGAAAUGUAACCCAAGCCUUCUGGGUAUUAUCGGGCUGAACAGCACUAGUCCUGCAGGUCAGGAUCGUGUGGUUCAGUGGUGGGAUGCCCAGGGGAUUGUGGGUCUGAUCCUGUUCCUCAUGUGUGUGCUGUACUCCAGUAUUCGUAACUCAUCCAACGCCCAGGUGAACAAGCUGACUCUGACCAGUGAUGAGUCAGCUCUCAUCGAGGACGGGCCUCAGACUGACAGCUUCGAGGAGGGCAGCGGUCUCAACAGAGCUGUGGACAACGAGAAGGACGGCGUCACCUACUCCUACUCCUUCUUCCACUUCAUGCUGUUCUUGGCUUCACUUUAUAUCAUGAUGACACUCACUAACUGGUACAGCCCCGACUCUAACUACGAGGCCAUGACCAGCAAGUGGCCAUCUGUGUGGGUGAAGAUCUCCUCCAGCUGGAUCUGCAUCGCUCUGUAUGUGUGGACACUGGUGGCUCCACUGGUCCUGGUCAACAGAGACUUUGACUGAAACACACACACACACACACACUGUCCCACAGCUCAUGCACACAUUAACGCUCUGCCUCACCUUGUAUUUUGUUUCAGCAAAGUAAGUCAGACAGUCGGUAAAUAACCCCGCAUCAGUCACUGCUGGAGGGGCCAGGCUGUGCUCAAAUUGACUUGAAAUAUUUCAGGGCUGUUUGGGUUUGGUGUAGUUGGUUGCUCGCUCUGUGUAGUCUGCUACAGGGUUCUGUUAAAGUGUGUCCUGUCCCAGCUCUGACUGCAGCCCGGUCUCCCUGGUGUCAUGUCAUAGUGAACAGUCAACAGCCUGUUGUGCUGGUUCCCCAUGCUGUUGUCAUUGUCAAUAUCCUGUGUAUUCCUCGUGGGUGGGUUUGUUUUCUUUCUCUAAAGACAGAGCUGCAUGCUUUUCCUUUCAGACUUGAUGUGACAAUAACAGUAGUUGUAUUUUAAGCUUUUAUAUGAUGAUGACGAUGAUGAUGAUGAUAAUGGCUUUGAUCAGUGCCCCCCUGUGGGCAGACUGUAGUAUUACAUAUGAAAAUGCUGUUACAUGUAAAAAAACAAAGGGAGAAACUUGUUUGAAUCUGCAUAGAUCAGGACUGCAGCUGUGGCACUGAGAGAUAAGAGCAAGAGAGCAAACUGUUGUUCACUAACUAGUACCAUCAGCAGGCAUGAGCAGUGCUGUGUAGCAUUGUGCAGGUGGUAUUAUAGUUAUCAUGUGUUAAAGCUCCAUCAGCUGUGUGUUUACUCCUGAGCACAUACACAACAAAUGUAUUCCUCUUUCUGUUGCUUCUGAUUUGUGUUGAAUUUUGACUUCAAGUGAAACUGAAAAACUUCUAACUUAUUUGGUAGUGUUAGCAUUAGCAUGUAGUUUAUCUGACUUGGCAGACAUGUUGUGGCUGUACAUGUGUUUGAUGGUCUCACCUGUGCUUUUAUUCUAAUAAGAUUUUUUUCUCUUGACAUGUAAAAGUAUAUUGUAACUCGUUUAAUAAAACUUGAUUCUGAUUCCUG